This is a messenger RNA of Microplitis mediator, 1575 nucleotides long. Its product is annotated as inosine-5'-monophosphate dehydrogenase-like. The coding region runs from base 1 to 1575 and encodes 524 amino acids. Gene Ontology annotation, molecular function: IMP dehydrogenase activity. The record is from RefSeq and is a predicted model, not a curated record. Gene Ontology annotation, biological process: GTP biosynthetic process. Gene Ontology annotation, cellular component: cytoplasm. The transcript has 2 exons. Lineage: Eukaryota; Metazoa; Arthropoda; Insecta; Hymenoptera; Braconidae.
AUGGAAGAUCAUGUGGCUGGACAAGGAAAACUUGCUGGAGAUAUUGAACUCUCAGAUGAUGGACUAUCAGCUGCACAGUUAUUUGCUGCCGGUGAAGGACUAACUUACAGUGAUUUUAUCAUUCUGCCUGGCUAUAUUGAUUUUCUUGCUGACGAGGUAGAUUUGUUGUCUCCGCUAACCAAAAAAAUUACACUGAAAGUACCAUUAGUGUCAUCGCCGAUGGACACUGUUACAGAGUCAGACAUGGCUAUCGCGAUGGCACUGUCUGGUGGAAUAGGAAUAAUUCAUCACAACUGCACUCCGGAAUACCAGGCUUCUGAGGUUUACAAAGUAAAAAAAUAUAAACAUGGAUUUAUCCGAAACCCAGUAGUUCUUUCGCCGAAUGAUACUGUGAAAGAUGUGCUAAACGUUAAAGCCAAUAAUGGUUUUUGCGGUGUACCUAUUACGCAAAAUGGUAAAAUUGGUGGUGAACUUGUUGGUAUCGUGACUUCUCGAGACAUUGAUUUCUUAGAAGAUUCACCUAGUCAGCAAAAUUUGAAGCUUGAGACGAUAAUGACAAAAUUGUCAGAUCUUAUUACUGCAAAGUCAGGUGUGACAUUGCAAGAAGCCAAUUUAAUUCUAGAGAAAUCUAAGAAAGGUAAAUUGCCUAUUGUAAAUGAAAAAGGUGAGCUGGUAUCCUUGAUGGCACGAACGGAUUUAAAAAAGAAUCGGAGCUACCCAAAUGCUAGCAAAGAUGGUAACAAACAAUUACUGGUUGGCGCGGCUAUUGGGACAAGAAGCACUGAUCGUGAAAGACUUGCAUUAUUAGCGGCUGCAGGUGUUGAUGUGAUUGUUCUUGAUUCAUCACAGGGUAAUUCAAUUUUUCAAAUAGAAAUGAUAAAAUACAUAAAAACAGAGUAUCCAGAGCUACAAAUAAUUGCGGGUAACGUUGUUACGAAGACACAGGCGAAAAAUUUAAUUGAAGCUGGUGCUGACGGACUUCGUGUCGGUAUGGGGUCCGGAUCUAUUUGCAUCACCCAAGAAGUUAUGGCUGUUGGACGACCACAGGCUACUGCUGUUUACAAGGUCAGCGAGUAUGCUCGUAAAUUUCACGUCCCAGUAAUUGCAGACGGUGGUAUUCAAUCUCUUGGACACAUCAUCAAAGCGCUCAGUCUUGGAGCAAGUACAGUAAUGAUGGGAUCAUUAUUGGCUGGAACUUCGGAAGCACCUGGUGAAUACUUCUUCAGCGACGGUGUCCGCUUAAAAAAAUACCGGGGUAUGGGAUCACUCGAGGCUAUGAACAAGAAAGACGCAAAAGGUUCAGCAAUGGAUCGUUAUUUCCACAAUGAAAUGGACAAGAUGAAGGUUGCCCAAGGUGUUAGUGGAUCCAUCGUUGACAAAGGGAGUGUAUUGAAAUUCUUACCAUAUCUGCAGUGUGGUAUCAAACACGGAUGUCAAGAUAUCGGGGCUAAAUCACUUUCAACUCUCCGGUCAUUGACGUACAGCGGAGAACUUAAAUUUGAAAGAAGGACACCUUCAGCACAACAAGAAGGCAAUGUACAUGGUCUCUUUUCCUAUGAAAAGAGACUUUAUUAA